Molecule: messenger RNA, 1403 nt
Organism: Mercurialis annua (annual mercury)
Lineage: Eukaryota; Viridiplantae; Streptophyta; Magnoliopsida; Malpighiales; Euphorbiaceae
Exons: 12
Coding region: 96-1127 (343 amino acids)
Cellular component (GO): chloroplast
Source: RefSeq, a predicted model, not a curated record
AGGCAUCAACUAACUUCCUGUCCAAACAAUUUUCACUUUACCGUCUUUACAUUUUAUUUUCAAAAGACUGUCUCUUUAUCGUUAACCUCUGAGCCAUGGCAGCCGGAGUCUUAAACAUCUCUCAGUCAUCUCUUUUCCGUUCAAUUCCCGGUAAUAAUCAAACCCCACCCUCAAGAAGAAGACCAAUUAUGCUUAAUCCCAUUACUGUCCGAGCUACUUCAGAGACUUCAACAGCUGCUACUGGUAAUAAAGAAGACAGUAAUAAUAAAGUUGAAGCUCCUAUUUUUAGUGCUCCACCAAAUUUCAAGGCGCCAAAGCCUCAGCGUUUUGCUGUGAAACCUGAGAAGAUUUUUGAUAUUCUUGGUGCUGCUCUUGCCUUGCCUUUUCGGUUAGGCACUGGUGUUUUUGUUUCUGGGUACUCUGCAUCUUUUGUUUCCAAGGAUGAGAUUCCACCAGACCAAUAUGCUCUUGAAUUCGCUGGUUUUACAGUGAAAGAGACCUCAAAUCUCGGCCCUCGCCCAGAGAAACCUAUAGAGAUAUAUGAGUUUGAAGGCUGUCCAUUUUGUCGCAAGGUUAGGGAAAUUGUUACUGUUUUGGAUAUCGAUGUUCUGUAUUAUCCUUGCCCCCAGAAAGGUCCCACUUUCCGUCCCAAGGCUAUUCAGAUGGGCGGUAAAAGGCAAUUCCCAUACAUGGUAGAUCCAAAUACUGGAACGGCUAUGUAUGAAUCAGAUGCCAUCAUUAAGUAUCUGGUUGAUAAAUAUGGUGAUGGAAAAGUCCCUCUCAUGUUGUCACUUGGUCUUUUCACGACAUUGACUGCAGGGUUUGCUAUGAUUGGUAGAGCAGGAAAGGGAUCAUCUUAUACUCCUGCAAAACUGCCACCAAAACCACUAGAAAUAUGGUCAUAUGAGGGUUCUCCAUUCUGCAAAAUUGUUCGUGAAACACUUGUCGAGUUAGAAUUGCCACAUAUUCAGCGCAGUUGUGCGCGUGGCAGCCCUAAAAGGAAUAUACUCUAUCAGAAAGCCAAACAUUUUCAGGUACCAUACUUAGAAGAUCCAAAUACAGGGGUGCAAAUGUUUGAAAGUGCAGACAUCAUUGACUACUUAAGAGCAACUUAUGCACUUCAAUAAGAAAAGCUUUUGAGGAACUUUUUUCUGUUCAUAUGAUUUCACAAAACUACUUAUUAGACACGUCUUUAAAGUUGUAAAUCCUUAUAUUUUGUUAGUAAAAGGUUUCACUGUAGUAUUUGCUAAGUAAAUUGAGCAAUAAGGCUGUUGUUUAUGUUUUUCAGCUGUAAAUUUAGGAUACUUACACCGUGCUUCAGGACUGAUGCGCCCAUUACGUACUUUGUUGUUUAAUUUGUGUAAUGGAAAAGAUAAAUAUAGUGCAGCUGUUGUUUCCAUCAA